UUGUUUACAUCAGAAUUUACAGAUGAUGAUGCUGAUGAUGAUGCUGAUGAUGAUGAACGCGAAUCAUUAUUCACUUUAGCGCCUGUAGAUCAUGAUGAAUAUGGAGAAUCUCUAACUUUCGAUCACUUAAAAUCUAUUUCUGCAAAGUCUUCCGAUUCUCAAAAGAACAAGUCAUCCGUUGAUUAUUCUCAGUUUUUCAUGGAAUAUGAUCAUGGAACUCCAUCCGUAAUUUCAUCAACAAGAUGCCAGAAUCUAGACUUUACUGACUUGUUGAAAAAAGCUGUUAAGAAAAUAAAAUCACCGACAGUUUUUAUAAAAAUCGCUUAUCCUACAAUGAUUCUUCCUACGGAUUUAUGCUCAUUUUUACAACCAAUGGCGAAAAUUGAUACAAAGCGGGAUGCAAAAUUUUUAAUGUUUUUUGUAAAUUUUGAUUUAAUGUGCUUUUCUUCCAGGGAUUUAUUGUCAAAAGAAAUGGCUUAUUUGCAAGAGCAGUCUACUUUUAAUGCUCGCGUUGUUUAUGAUUUAGAUAGCUUGGUUUGUUCUGGAGAUCAGUUGCCAGAAUCUCUAAAAGUACUCGAUAAUGAUGAUCAUAACCGAGUUGGAAUAAUGGUUUCCGAGGAUCACUUAUUAUUUGAAAGUCGAUUUGAGGGUGCUAAUUUGAGACGAGCUAUCCAGAUAAGUAAAUGGCAUUAUCAGUUGAUACUAUCACCAGACAUCAAUCAGAUAAAGCCUCACUAUCAGUGGUUUUAUUUUGAAGUAUCGAAUAAUGAAGCACACGUUGAUUAUAUGUUUGAAAUUGUAAACUGUUUCAAGAAGAUCUCCAUGUUUAAUAAUGGCAUGCAGCCAGUACUAUUCUCGGUAACAGAGGCUUGCCGUGGAAAUCCUGGUUGGAUACGUUCGGGUUCGGAAAUCUGUUAUUGUCGCAAUACAUUUGUUAAUAGCUUUGCUGAGAAGGGGAAAGAUCCGACUGUUCCAAAAAAUUACUUCUCUCUGCGUUUCACCAUCAAAUUCAUACAUCGUGCUGACGUUUGCUAUAUUGCAUAUCAUUUCCCAUAUACAUAUUCCAUGCUUCGGGCUACUUUAGAAUGGUAUUUAGCAAAAAUUAAUGAAAAACGGCUAUAUAUUCGUUAUGAUGAGCUUUGUACUUCAUUGGCUGGAAAUAGUGUAUUUCUUGUUACUGUGACUGCAAGUGGUAGCAAGGAGCAAUUAGCUAAUCGUGAGCUUAUACUGAUAUCUGCUAGAGUCCAUCCUGGUGAAAACAAUUCUAGUUGGAUUAUGCACGGUAUAAUGAAUUUCUUGGUGAGCGAUAAGAGAGAAGCUGUUGAACUUCGUGAUCAGUUUGUAUUCAAAUUGAUUCCGAUGCUGAAUGUUGAUGGUGUAGUAAAUGGAUCGCAUCGCUGCAGUCUAGCUGGUAUAGAUUUAAAUCGUACUUGGAAUCAGCCUUCACCAGUGUUGCAUCCUCCAAUUUAUCACAGCAAAGCCAUUGUGGAAUAUAUGGUUAAUGUAUUGCAAAAAAAACCUUUUUUAUAUGUCGAUUUACAUGGUCAUUCCAAGCGUUUCAAUGUGUUUCUUUAUGGUAACAAUCCUGAGGAAUCUUGGUGUAUCGAAGAUCAUUCACUCCCAGGAAAAUCUGAUUUUAUGUCACUCCCGAGACUUUUGAAAAAUGUAGCCUGUCGGUUUAACAUAACUAAAACCAAAGAAUCGUCAUCCCGUGUAGCACUUUGGCGAGAAUAUGGUAUCACUCGAUCGUACACAAUGGAAUCUACGUACUGCGGCUUCGAUGCCGGUCCUUUGAAAGGAUAUCAGAUAAAUAUCUUGCAUAUGUUGGAAAUGGGAGCAAUUUUGUGUGAGGCCUGUCGGCAUCUGCAGCAUCAUAUGCCAGUACAAGAUGAUGAAGAAUCCGAGUAA
Thelazia callipaeda (thelaziosis nematode) is the source of this 1908-nucleotide messenger RNA. NCBI's taxonomy places the organism in Eukaryota, Metazoa, Nematoda, Chromadorea, Rhabditida, Thelaziidae. The record is from the annotation of a GenBank genome assembly.